Messenger RNA from Mus pahari (shrew mouse), 1153 nucleotides. Its product is annotated as retinol dehydrogenase 7. The record is from RefSeq and is a predicted model, not a curated record. Gene Ontology annotation, molecular function: oxidoreductase activity. The transcript has 4 exons. NCBI's taxonomy places the organism in Eukaryota, Metazoa, Chordata, Mammalia, Rodentia, Muridae. Bases 1 to 678 code for a protein of 225 amino acids.
AUGACUUGCCUCCGGAAAUCCAAUGGAAGCAUUUUCUCAGGACUCUGGGGCCUGGUCAACAAUGCUGGCAUCUGUGUCUUUGCUAUCAACGAGUGGCUGAAAAAACAGGACUUUGCAAAUAUACUGGAUGUGAACCUGUUGGGCAUGAUCGAGGUGACUCUGAGCAUGCUGCCCUUAGUGAGGAAGGCGAGGGGCCGUGUGGUCAACGUCUCCAGCUCCAUGGGCCGAAUGUCUUUUUGUGGUGGUGGUUACUGCAUCUCCAAGUAUGGCGUAGAGGCCUUCUCAGACUCCCUCAGGAGGGAGAUCGCCUAUUUUGGGGUGAAGGUGGCUAUCAUCGAGCCUGGCGGGUUCAGGACCAAUGUCUCCAACUACGAGAGGCUAUCACACAGCAUAGAGAAGGUGUGGGACCAGACGUCCUCAGAGGUCAAGGAGAUCUAUGACAAGAAUUUUCUGAACUCCUAUGUGAAAGCAAUGAAGUCACUGACAAACACAUGCUCAGAUGACCUGUCUUUGGUGACCGACUGCAUGGAGCACGCUCUGACUGCCUGUCACCCUCGCACCCGAUACUCGGCUGGCUGGGAUGCCAAGCUCUUCUACCUCCCCUUGAGCUACAUGCCCACCUUCCUGGCAGAUGCCAUAUUCUACUGGAGCUCUGUAAAGCCUGCCCAAGCCCUGUGAAUAUGCACAUGUGUGCAGAUUUGUGGUGGGUAGAGGGAGAAAACGACUCAGGGCAUGUUGUUCACAAGACUCAUCAAAACAGUUCGGCUUCCAUACUACUCAGAACCAGUAAAGUUCAGAGGAAAGAGCCAAAGAAUUCUGCCAAGGGGGAGUGAUACAAAGGGGCUGUCAAUAUCCUGUGAAGUUAGGCAGCUUCUCAGGGUUUCAUCUUGGCCUGUUGUGAGAAUCCACAGAACUGCAGAGGGUGUAAACACCUAGGAGGGGCCUUGCCUUUGGCCUCUUCCUCAUGAUGUCCAUGGGCCUGGCCAUCACGGAAGAUCGAAAGAAUCCACUUCACAAUCACCUUUCUCCAUGGUGUCAGGUGGGAUAGAAUCUGGCUAAGAUAGAAAACAACAACAACAACAAUUUUUAUUUAUCUCAGAACCAUGGUUUUCUUUGGAUUCCUUUCAUUUCAGAAUAAAAGUCUAAAAGAUUA